AUGUCUGACAAUCAGUGGACCAUCAAGGUGAAGAUUGUCAGUAUAGACAAUGAGGCCAUCAACAGCAAGAAAGGAUCAAAGUGGAAGGCUGGCGACGACCUCACGCUGCAGAUAGAGGGCCACGCGACCAUCAAUAUGUUGAAGCAAAGAAUCGCUUUGAUCGUGAUGGCGCAUCCGAAAUUCCAGUCCGUGUCGUUCAAUGGCAGCGAGCCGCUGGACGAGGUCACGAAGCUGCAGGACGUGGAAGGUAUGGAUAACGGAAGGACGAUGGAGCUUGUAGUGGCAGUGCCUCCAGAGCCCGAGGCGCCGCCAGUCGUGCUGUCAGAUGAUGAGGAGGUGGUGAUGACUGCGGAGGAGGAGCCGCUCCCGGACCAGCCAGGGUCAGCGCCCUGGCAGCAGGAGCUCAGCGAUGCAGAGGCCGACAAGCAGGGCGAACUCAAAAGCCAGGCUGCUGAUGCCUUGGAGGACGGCGACCUGAAGGUGGCGGUUGCAAAGUUCACGGAGGCCAUGAUGCUUGGUGGAGUCUCAGCCAUGAUGGUCGCUAAACGAGCAGAAAUGCUCCUGAAACAAAAGCGAUACAAAGCAGUGGUUGCCGAUGCAUCCUUGGCUUUGGAGCUGAAUCCAGACAGUGCCAAGGCAUUCCGUGCCCGAGCAAAAGCCAGGCGCUUCUUGGGUGAGUACGAGGCGAGUGCAGCCGAUUUUGCGCAAGUGGCUUGCCUUCAAAGUAGACCCUCCAUGCUGCAGAGUCCUUGCUUGCGCGGGAGAGAUGCCCAAGAGAUCAUGGCACUUUGCACGCCGGUUUCACACUUUGUGCAUUGCACCCGAAAUCCGAAAUUGGCCGGCUAG
Molecule: messenger RNA, 846 nt
Organism: Symbiodinium pilosum
Lineage: Eukaryota; Dinophyceae; Suessiales; Symbiodiniaceae
Source: the annotation of a GenBank genome assembly